CCCUAUCCCACUCCUAGUUUCUUUAACUACAAAAACAAGCUAUCGAAGUUCAGUGUGUUAAAACGAAUUUGGAAAAGAUUUCGUUAGACAUUAAUUUCUAAUCGUGGAUCCGUUCACGAAUUCUUGAAGGAGUUGUUUUAAGCGAGUGUUGGAAUGACGUAGUUGAUAGUCUGGGAGGAGACAUCCGCCAUUGAUUGACAUGUACCGACCUGCCACUCAAAUGUGACAAAACUUACUAGUUCGUUACUGAAGGCCUAUCGUGGUUUGCCGAUUUUGAUUUCUUAAAACGUUUUCUCGAAUUUGCCGCAUAUCAUUGUUGACUUAACGACUUAUUUCGAUUUUGUAAAUCAAGUUCAAACUUAGCUUAUAUGCAACGGAGAAUAUUCAUUUAAACUCAUGUUGUACCCCUCUUCGUUUCAUUAUUAGUUUCGGUGGACAAUAUAUUUAAUCCUGAUAAUGUAAACAUUUUUUAUGAUUUUGUUAACAUUAUGUUCGAACUUUGCCAACAAAGAAUUACCAUAAAAUAUGAGAAACAGUAAAUUAUCAUGGGCUGAGAUGCAGGAGAACAGUAUUGCCAUGGUGUCAUAUUCAGAAAAUAUUGUCAGCUCCCAAGGAGGAAACAAUGUUCAGGAUCAGGCUGUGUUUGAAGCUGAUAAAAGAGCAGUUUAUAAACACCCACUUUUUCCGUUACUGGCCUUAUUGUUUGAGAGAUGUGAACAGGCUACUCAACUAGCUGAAACACCAAAUUCUGAAAGUUUUAAUAUGGAUAUUCAGGCUUUUGUUCAACAUCAAGAAAGAGAUCGAAAACCUUUUCUAGUCAACGAUGCUGAAAUCGAUGGAUUGAUGAUCAAAGCUAUUCAGGUUUUAAGAAUUCACUUAUUGGAACUUGAAAAAGUUCAAGAACUGUGCAAAGAUUUUUGCAAUCGCUAUAUUACUGCCUUGAAGGGAAAAAUGCAGAGUGAAAAUUUGUUGCGGUCGGACUACGCUGCUGGCUAUUUAGAAAACAACAAUAACAAUAGUAGCCAUUCCAGCGACAGUAACAGCCCUACAGUUUUUACUCCCCAUUCACCCCAUAAUAUUCAGGUGUCCCCGGUAGGGUGGAGCGGUCUAAUGGCUGAGGCUCCCCCCUGCCCUCCUUCACCCGGUGUGAUCCACGGCAGCACUCCUCUUUCACAGAUCGGCGCUAACCCCUGUCCACCACCAUCGGCCGAGUCUUUGUUACAAGGGUCAUUAUCCGCAACAAGUGGUGGCUCUUGUGAUGAAGAUGACGAUCCUCUUGGUUGUAGAAAAAAGCAGAAGAGGGGAGUUCUUCCAAAGCAAGCUACAACAAUUAUGCGCUCAUGGCUUUUUCAACAUUUAGUUCAUCCUUAUCCGACAGAAGAUGAAAAAAGACAGAUAGCUGCACAAACGGAUCUUACUCUUUUGCAAGUUAACAAUUGGUUUAUCAAUGCACGGAGACGAAUUUUACAACCAAUGCUCGAUGCGUCCACUCCUGCAGAUUCUACAGGAGUUAAUAGCCUAAAUAAUAACAAUGGCAGUAAACAGGGACUGACUAGAAAAAGUAAAACGUGCAAUGGUGGUAAAACUCCUCCGCAUAGGUACUGGUGUGAUACAAUCACCAGGAUCGGAUCUGUUGAUAGCACUCAAGAUGGCAGUGACUGGGAGAGCAGCUGUGAAGCGGAUGUUAGCGAAGGAAUACACCAGAGUGAAGAAGAAUCGCAGCAAUGACAGGACUCUCUGCUCUGAAAGAUUUCAUCGAAAAGUACCGUUCAACCCUACGCCAGUGUGACUAGCCAUUUAUUUGUUUUACUCAUUGCUUUCCAGACUUUUACGUUACUUUAUUAUAAGUAAUUUUAAUUUCUCUAUUUUAAAUUUCUGCUGGUAUGUUAUUGUACCAAAAGUUUGAUUUAAAAUUUUUUUUAGUGCUUACACUUUGUGGUGUAAUCUUAUCCGAAAUUCCUCCUAAGUGAAUUUAAUUUAUCUCAACUCAUCAGCUCUAAUGAGAAAUCAUAAUAUGAACCUCCUGUUGAAAUGGAUCUUCUUCAGUAUUAGUACUUUAGCCAAUAAAUUCAACCUAGAUGUUGACAAUAAUAUUUCUAUAAUAAGUCCAUAAAAUCAUAAUUUUUCAAAAAUUUUUAGGGAUUAAAGAAAAGAGUUAUAAAGCAUGAAGAAGGUUAAAUAUCCUAGUGGAGAAAAGUUAGAUUUUUAGUUACCCACUCAUUUUGAGGAUUGGAAUGAUAUUGGCAGCUCAUGAUUUUGGUUUUAGUCUCUGUAAUAUAUUAGCAAUUGUAAUAUGGAUGUUUCUAUAUGUUGUCUAAAAAACUUUAUAUUAAUAAUUGUCCUUAGAAUUUCAUUAAAAUAAAAUUGCUUCGCAACUUAUGAAAAAUUUGACUCGUUAUAUGCGUCAUGCAUUUUCAUUCUGAGCUUUGAUUUCAUGUUUUUUUUAGAGUACAGUUACUUGAAUGGAUCACUGCAGUUACAUGAAAAUCAUAGUUUUAAGUAAUCACAAUAAUAGUUAUAAAAUUCAUUUUAAAUAAAAUUACUAUUCGUCAAUGGUGAAUAAAAUGUUGAAUGUAGACAAUUUGGUUGGGAAGUUAACGUGGGUUUGCAAUCAGAGAGAACACAAAUAAUAAUAAAAGAUUUUUAUUUUUGAGCUGAAGUUUUGGCCUAAGAAGUCCUAUAACUUAGGCCAUGUUCUCUCCAACCAUAUUCCAAUCUCCAACCAUAUUCUCGACCGAAAUUACUAUUCGUCUUAUACUGUGGUGGGAUUGUCUAGAUUCGUUUUGUUGAACUAACACAAAAUGAAUAUUUACUUCCCCGCUCUGAUCGGACUCUACCUCAAUAUGCUUGGUCAUUAUGACAUCAGUUAUUUUACAUUACUAAUUACACAUUAACUUACUGAUGUACUAAUUUCGAAGACCCAAUUAAUUUACUAUUAAGCUAUUCAAAACCUGUUUUGCAUUGAUAAUCUUUAAAACCAAACACUUACCAAAGUCUGAAUCUGACUUUCUUUUAUCCUUUUCGGUCUUUUGGAAAAUUGGCCUGUUCUGUUUUUCAUUGAAAACUUUUCUUAUUGUUGGAUACACUUCGUGUCAAUUCAAGCCACGAUUUAUGUACAUUGUAAUUGAACAAUGACUUCUUUUGGUGGUCCAAAGCACAGUCAAAAAGUUACCAAAUAAUAUGUUCAAAUACGUUAAUAAAAAAAAACAUUCCUAGCAACUGAAGUUUUUAUUAAACAAAAAUAAAUUGACAAAAAUAAAAAUUUUAAUUUAGCUGUAAAUAAAGUUUGUAUUUAAAUGGAAAAUAGUUAUUAAUUUUAUAAUAUACAAUAAUUCAUUAUUCUUUGAAUUAGUUAUUGUUUUCUAAUGAGAGAUCAUUGAUAAUUGGGUAGGAAUAUGAAUUCGAAUGGCUGGUCUUCAAAGUUUAUGUCUGAAUUGAUUGCUUGUAUAUUAUUUAUAUUUUUAUUAAGGCAUAUUCAUAUUAAUCUAGAUUCAUUUGUCGAAAGUGGACAAUUUCAUUUUUUUUGGAAGCAUAUAAACUCUUCUAAAGAUGUAUCUCUUGUGCUAGACAAAAAGAAUUAUAAUUUUUCUUCGGGCUUCAGAAACACCUAAGGAGCUCAUUGUAAUCCAACUGAACCAAAAUGAUGUCAUGUAAGACCUUCAUUUGGACCAAUGCUCACAUCUACUCAACAACAUGGACCAUACCAAAGGCCAAGGAAUAAGGGACAACAUUAUUUUAAAAGGCUAUGAAAGGAUACUUCUAUUAAUAAUUUUCGGGGCAGUUAAUGCAAAUUGUGAAUGGAGAAUGGAGAACAAGAAAGUGUAUGAAAUAUUGUGGGAGAACUUGACAUUAAAGGGGUUCCUGUGAGAAGGAAUUGUGAUGGGUAGAGGAGGAAGUGGUACAAGAUAUCAGUUUUGGUCAUUCUCGAGGGCAACUCCAUUGGACAGAGCCAUUUGCUUGAGUAGGCUAGGGCCCACGCAGGAUUGUUAUCUCAUAUUUUUAUUGUUGUUAGUUCAAUAAUUUAAUCUAUUUUCCUAUUCACAUUAGCAUGUGCUUCUCUUUCAUGUGAAGCGACAUUUUUUUAUGCUGGUCGAAAAUCUAUCGACACAUUGAAGUUCAAUUGAUAUUCUUGAUUGUCCCUCAUUAAAAUGAAUUUGUUUAUUGGAUUUAAUGCUCUCUAUUUACUCCAACCAAGGCAAGAAAAGGUUACAUAUUUAUUAUAGUUUUUGUUUAAAGAAGGUUCUAUCUAAACAUUUAAAUAAAAAUCAAACUUCAUGUAAGUUUCAUUUUCAAACUUGAUGUAAACAUGUCAAUUGAGGACCAUCUGUAAUUAUCACAUUCUUUUUUAUAUUGAGAAGUUUUAUAUUGUUAUUUUUAUUUAUUUUUUUGUCUUCCUUCUUAUAUAGAAUUACAUAUGAAAGCUUUAUCAUUGUAAAUUUAUUGCAAUAUGUUUGUGAUAGAAUUUAUUUUUAUUUUUUGACAAAAACAUUCCAAUAGAUUUGUGAGUAUUUAUAUUCAAAGAUAUAAAAUUUUUAUUGAAAAAAAAAAGAAAAGUUUUUAUGUAUAUCUUGAUCUGCUGAAAAGCUUGUGCACACUUAUAAAAAAAUAUAUAAAAAGUAAAUCAUUAUUUGAGUAUUAUUUUUAAA
This is a messenger RNA of Nezara viridula (southern green stink bug), 4646 nucleotides long. The record is from the annotation of a GenBank genome assembly. NCBI's taxonomy places the organism in Eukaryota, Metazoa, Arthropoda, Insecta, Hemiptera, Pentatomidae.